AUGGGGUCGGGAAGGGGAGUUGGCGGAGCGUCCGCGGGAGCUCCCGCAACAGCAGUCGGCGGAAACCCCGCAGCCGUGGGAUCAGGCGCGCGCGGGUCUCCCGCCGUAGUAAACGGCAGCUCUGCUGCUGGCCCCAGCCACAGCGGGGCCGGCGGCGGCGGAGGCGGCGGAGGCGUCGGCGAUGGCGGAGGGGGAAGCGCGCGUGACGGAUCGCACGGGUCGCAUGGUUCGUCGCAUUCGCAGGGGUCGUCGUCGCAGAGCAAGUGGCAGGACCAGCUUUCGCGAAUGACGAACAUGAUUUUCGUCGCGAGCCAGGGCGACGUGGACGAAUUAACGCGGCUUCUAGACGAAGGCGCGGAUGUCAAUAGCGCGGAUUACGACGGGCGGUCCGCGAUACACCUCGCGGCGUGCGAGGGCCACCUGGGCGUGCUUAAACUGCUGCUGGCGCGCGGCGCGAGAGUCAACCCGCGCGACAGAUGGGGACACACGCCACUGACAGACGCGCGCAAGGCCAUGCGGGAGGGGAAGAAGGGGCAGUUUCCGGAGAUUAUUCAAGUGCUCUUGAAGCAUGGCGGUAUUGAGGGGGUGAGUGGUGAGGAGUGGUGGGGAGUGAUGGAGAGUGGUGGAGAGUGGAAAAGAAUGGGGGCAGAAGCGGACGACUGGGAGAUAGACCCAUCGGAGCUGGACUUCAGCAAGUCAAAACUUAUCGGCAAGGGUGCGUUCGGUGAGAUCAGGAGGGUCAUGUGGAGAGGCACCCCAGUGGCCGCUAAGACAAUCCUACCAGGUCUAUCAGACGACGUGCAGAUCACAAAAGAGUUCCGGGACGAAAUGUUUCUGUUGCCCAAGCUGCGGCACCCCAACAUAGUUCAGUUCCUGGGCUGCGUCACCCGCCGUCCCCCCCUGUGCCUCGUCACCGAGUACCUCCCUGGGGGCGACCUACACGACGUGCUCAAGGCCAAGGGCGCCCUGCCGCCCAGAAUAGCGGUGGGGUACGGGCUGGACAUCGCUAGGGGAAUGAACUACCUGCACAACCACAAGCCCGAGUCCAUCAUUCACAGAGACCUCAAGCCUAGGAACUUGAUUCGAGAUGAAGGGGAUCACCUAAAGGUGGCGGACUUUGGUUUGAGCAAGCUGGUGAAGGUGAAUGCGCUGCACGAGAUGUACAAGAUGACUGGGGAGACCGGCAGCUACCGCUACAUGGCGCCAGAGGUGUUCAAGCACCAGGCGUACGACCGCACAGUGGAUGUCUACUCCUUCUCCGUCAUCUUCUAUGAGAUGUUUGAGGGUCUACCGCCCUUCGCCAAGACCAUGACACCAGAGGGGGUGGCAUGGAAGGUGGCAAUGGAGGGCAUCAGGCCGCCCUUCAAGUCCAAGGCGUACCCCGAGGGGGUCAAAGACCUGAUAUCCCGGUGUUGGGCGGCAGACCCGAUGGCUCGCCCGUCCUUCAUGGAAGUGAUUGAGGUGCUCGAGGGGGUGGAGAAGGCGCUUCUGCUGCAGGCGCAGGCAAACAAGCCCGCGCUCUCUCCCUUCUCAGCAUAG
Molecule: messenger RNA, 1539 nt
Organism: Closterium sp. NIES-65
Lineage: Eukaryota; Viridiplantae; Streptophyta; Zygnematophyceae; Desmidiales; Closteriaceae
Source: the annotation of a GenBank genome assembly